CAGAGAUCUGAUGAAGGCUGCUUUUUCACCAAGAAUGGCUUACCCCCCACCCCUACCCCUACCCACCUCCACUCCCUGCAAGGGGGGAAGUGGUGAUGUGGUGGUGAAGGAUGGCACACUUCAUCUGGCCGCACUCUGCCGCUGGGACAGCACUGGAAGACAUUCUGAUUGAGAUCUCCCAGCUCGCCUACUGGACACCCUUCUGAGCGUGAAUGCACGAUGGCCGAUGAUGGAGUGGACCCUCUCCAAAGGCGCACAGCAGCCAAGGAUCUGCACAGCGGACCCGCUGAAGACGCGGGGAUCUCUCCGGACGAGCCUGGAUGGAGGCAGAGUCGGAUGGAGGAGCCGGAGCGCCUGGUUCUGUGGAGGAAGCCUCUCCUGACACUGCACUACUUCUCUCUGGAGCUGCUGCACUCUCUGAGUGACUUCACUCUGAGCCUCUGGAAGCGAAGACGCUAUGUGUGUGGCGUUCUACUGCUGCUCCUCCUGCUCUUCAUCGCCUACCAUGUGGAGGGCUCCCACCAACAGUCCGUGCGUCGCGUCGAGAAGACGGUCCUAUGCUGCGCGUACUGGCUCGGGCUGGGGAUCCUGUCCUCCGUCGGCCUGGGCACCGGCCUACACACCUUCCUGCUCUACCUGGGACCACACAUAGCCUCGGUGACCUUAGCAGCGUAUGAGUGCGGUUCGGUGGAUUUCCCUGAGCCCCCCUACCCAGAGAGCAUCCUGUGUCCCCUGGAGGGGGGGGGGUCCGCCACCGGGGGCCCUGCCCACGGCGAGGGCCCCGCGCUGGGCCCGGGCGUCUCUCUCUGGACCAUCAUGUCCAAGGUCCGCCUGGAGGCCUGCAUGUGGGGGGCUGGUACGGCCAUAGGAGAGCUGCCUCCCUACUUCAUGGCGCGCGCAGCCCGGCUCUCCGGCGCCAACCCCAACGACCAAGACUAUCAGGAGUUUGAGGAGAUGAUGGAGCAGGGCGCUAACGCACAGGACUUUGCCAGCAGAGCCAAGAUGGCCGUUCACAAGCUGAUCCAGCAGGUUGGAUUCCUGGGGAUUCUUGCUUGUGCUUCUAUACCAAAUCCUUUGUUUGACCUGGCUGGAAUAACCUGUGGCCAUUUUCUUGUCCCUUUCUGGACUUUUUUUGGAGCCACUAUCAUUGGAAAAGCUGUGAUCAAAAUGCACAUCCAGAAACUGUUUGUGAUCGUCACCUUCAGCAGGCACAUAGUGGAACAGAUGGUCACUCUCAUCGGGUGAAAGAGAAUGGGCGAUAAAUAUCAUCGCCCAUAAAUAUCAUCGCCCACCUCCCUCCAGUUGGACAAAGCCAAGGCCAAGUUUCUGUCUCUCUUGUGACAGGGACUGCCCGGGAUUUUUACGUGUCGCAUUGUGUGACUUGGGUUCAUCCUAUUGAAUAAUACAUGUAUGAAGCACAGCAUGUAGUCAGUGUCACACAAGAGAUUACUCAUGGUUGAUGGAUACAUCUCUUAUUGAUUUUUACAUGCGUAUUGGAGCACUCAGUGAUGGUGUCUGAUUUGAGGGGUUUGUAUUGGUAUUGAGUGUGGUGAAAAGGUUGAAUGGUUUUAAGUUGGUCUUAUGACAAUGCACCUACACUUGUUGUUUGGUGUGUGUGUGUGUGUGUGUGUGUGUGUGUGUGUGUGUGUGUGUGUGUGUGUGUGUGUGUGUGUGUGUGUGUGUGUGUGUGUGUGUGUGUGUGUGUGUGUGUGUGUCUGUCUGUCUGUGCAAAGAAAGUAAUCAAUUCAAAAAUAAAAGUGAAUCGUUGCCUUUAUGUAAUUUUAGCAGAGAUAAGUGGGGUUCAUUUCAUGAUGUAUUAGUACUCAUGAGGGGAAUAACGGUUGAUUUCCAUGCCUAGAUUUAUGUGGAAGUAGAUUUCCUUCACCUCAAAAGACGGUCAUGAAAAAUAGAUAUUUCCUCUAUGCAAAGAUUCUGUCAAUGCGACAGAAUCUGUCGAUUUACAUUAUACACCUAUGUAGACAUUUGGCUGCAUUUUUAACAGGAUUUUUUUGGGGGAUUCCUAUCAAUUAAUAUUUUUAAUUACAGCUACAAAUACUGUUAAAAAUAAUAAUUAGCAAUCUGUGAUAAGAAUCAUCACAUGGAAUGUACCGUUUAUCCCGAAAAGGGUUAGGAAGUACUUUAAUGCAUUUUCCCCAACCUCUGAAAGUGGUCUCAUGAAUUAAACUGUGGGAGUUAUAAAGUUUGAUAGGAUCCACGCAGGCAGGAAUUUAACGACCAAAAGUCCACCACAAUUGUAUUUUCUUUGUUGUUUUCCUUUUUUCUACUCUCUGUUCAUCCUCACAGUGUUUAGACCUGGAAUCUAAUUGUAGUAAAACAAUAUAAGGGCUGCUAUUAUGUAUACUUAAUUCAAAAUCGGCAUAAAUAAUAUAUUUUGAAGUAUGCUGGAGUUGAAUAGCAUUAUGUUUUAUUUAGGAGAAUCUUAGGAGAUAUUUUACUUUUGACAGGAUCUUGAAAAUUGUACAAAACACACAAUGCAAGUCGCGGUUUUUGUAUGUAUUAUAUUUAUUUUUUAAAUAAUACAAAUUCGACCACAACUUAUAAACCAUAUUUAUAUGUUGUUGUUUUACAAUAACAAUCCUCUAAGCUAAACCAAAGUCGGAUUGACAUAUAAUUAAUAUUCCUGAUCAAUAAUAAGGAAUAAUAUUAGCUUAGAAAUUAAUUAUAAACAUGUAAUUUGAACAAGGAUCUUAAGGAAAUAAAUAUAAAAUAUAUAACUUUAUAACUGUAGAUUUAUAACGCUAAUAAUAGGGCCGCAAUAGGUAAGUACAUGAUUUUUUCAAACCUUUUUUCCUUUCUCACUGUUAAUAUAAUUGCGCCAUGCAUGUUGUUUAGAUUAAGUCAAUAGCUGAUGACUGGACCUAAUUGUUUUGCUAGCACAUAAAGUUUGUUAAUGCUGUAAUAAAAAGCUGGAUGUAACUUCAUUUCAACCCCUUUCCUGUUUUAACCAAGGCAAUGAAAAGGAAUCAGUUAACAUAGAUAAGAAAAGCCAAAAAUACAACCAAAUUCAACAGCUUUUUCACAACAGCAAUUCACCCAUUAGAGUUUCUCCUCUUUUAAAUAAGGAAUGUAUUCUUAGCCUGCAAGUCACAAAAUUACAAGAAACACAAAUUGGCCGCCCCUUCAACACCCGUAAAAAGUCCCAUUCUCUAACCAGCCAACCAUAUCGAUAUGGACAUUCUUUGUGAACUUAAAUACUUAACUCAAAGUACUUACAGCGUCUUUUUUAUGAUCACAAUUAAACAAAUCCAUUUCACAGUGAUGAGCUCUGUCAAAAAGACGUGGUGUAUAUCCUGCAAUAGGCUUAAGUUAGAAUAAAAGCUUUCUUUUCAAACACCAAGAGAAGGCUUUGAGAGGUUUACAGAGUGUGUUUUUGAGCACUAGGUUUGAAGUUCUUUUUCUUUGUUAGUUCAUUUGCCCGGGCUCAGUGACUCAGUAUUGCUCAUCAUUCGCUGUAUGAUUCAAGCCCGCCAUUUCUAACAUCAUACCCCUUCUUUGUUCAGACCGUUUCACGUUUCUUCAAUGACUGGCAUUUCUAUUUUGUAUUUCAAUUUCUAGUGAUAAAAUAUUUCAUGGCGGUAAAAGUCUAAAUGUAUGUCAAUUAUUUUGCAGUAUUAAAUAAAACAUUUCAAGGAUUUUCUCUUUCUUAAAUAGAAAAAAGAAACUGAAGACACAUGUUAAAAUUUCCCUCCAAAAAGUAUUUCUGUUAGUCCCCUUUUCUGUUUCACUUCCUGUUGAUUCAAUCUCCUUUCAUUGGAGGGAAACCCUUUAGAUAUAAAGUUAAUCAUUAUCAAAUUGCAUUUCCUGUUGGGAACCCAAUAGAUAACCUUUUCCCUAAAAAAGGUGUGCAUUUCUGUGUGUGUGUGUGUGUGUGUGUGUGUGUGUGUGUGUGUGUGUUUUUGUGUGUGUGUGUGUGUCCUGUGGGUGCGUGCGUAUUCUGUGUGUGUAUGUGUCAUUCUUUGUGCUCUCAAGAGAAAGUUACCAGCCAUAAACCCAACGGUAUAUGACAUUUAUCUGCCCACGCAUCAUGUUGUCCUUUGAAGUGUCCUUGCACUUUGAUGCAGCCUGAACACCGUGCUGCCAGGACACAUGUUCAACUCGACGGGAAUUGGGACAAAACAAUGGGCUCCAACGAUGUCAUUGACUGCGUACAGUCUUGUGAAAAGAGUUGUAAGCUCUCAGGUCUUAAGUAUGUAUUUGUUCAGUGAUUAAUCACUAACUCCGGUGUAGGGAUGGGCCAUUCAACUAUUCUAGGGCAAUUUAUUUUUUCUCCACUUAGAUUGUCGGUCUUUCUUUGUGUGUGUGUGUGUGUGUGUGUGUGUGUGUGUGUGUGUGUGUGUGUGUGUGUGUGUGUGUGUGUGUGUGUGUGUGUGUGUGUGUGUGUGUGUGUGUGUGUGUGUGAGA
This is a messenger RNA of Gadus chalcogrammus (walleye pollock), 4422 nucleotides long. Its product is annotated as vacuole membrane protein 1-like. The transcript is spliced from 12 exons. Lineage: Eukaryota; Metazoa; Chordata; Actinopteri; Gadiformes; Gadidae. The coding region runs from base 220 to 1245 and encodes 341 amino acids. The record is from RefSeq and is a predicted model, not a curated record.